UCUUUAUUUGUUGAGGAGGAGGAGGAGGUGGUGGUGGUGGAGGUGGCGGAGGAGUGGUGGGGGUCGAAGGGUCCGGGGACGACGGCUCACGAGUUCAGACCAAGCCCAGCAUCUGUGAUUCAUUGCGGCGUCUCUUCCCUGUUUUCUGUUGGAGGAGGACCUAGUCUGUGAUGCAUUCGGGGUUUGGAGGGGACUUGCCGCUUUUACAGGUGAUUCUGUUGCUGGUGCUGCUGUUGGUUGCUGGCUGUGAGCCGUCGUUAGUGUUUCUGUUCUCCCCGGCGAAAUUCACGACGCCCUUAUGCCUCCCCUCGUCAAGUAUUUUGGGGAUGAAGUUUUCUGCCCCGGCGGCCCUUUCAACUCCGACUUCAUGGAUUCGAGCCUCAUGCUUUCUCCAUCGCCUUUUGUCGAUGUCUUCUGCCCACGGCGAAAGCGCGCUCGCAUCAGCGCCCCUUUCAUCCAAAGAGAACAAGAGCCGGCCUCGAGAAAGAUCGUCCCUUCCAUCGACGUCCUCCCCGAUGAGUGCCUCUUUGAGGUCUUCGCGCGGUUACCCAGCAUUCGUGACCGCAGCGCCUGUGCCUGCGUCUCCAAGCGAUGGCUUAUGCUGCAGAGCAGCAUCCGCGGGUCUGAGUUUGCUUCGACUCCCGCCUGUUGCGGUUCCGUGACUGCCACAAAGGUGGCGUCUGCAACCGAGAAAGAUACGACAAAGGCCGCUUUGGCUGUGAAGGAUGCUAAUGGCGAGAGGGUUCUUCCUGCAACCAUUGAAGUCGAUGGCGGUGAUGAAGAGGAGGAAGCUGCCGACUGCGAUGCUGGCCAUCUUACACGGUCUUUGCAGGGCAAGAAGGCAACCGAUGUUAGACUUGCCGCCAUUUCCGUUGGUGCCGCCAAGCUCGGCGGGUUGGGCAAGCUUCUGAUACGGGGUAGUAAUGCAAUUCGUGGUGUUACUGAUGUUGGUCUCUCUGCCAUCGCUCGUGGGUGUCCCUCCCUCAGGGUUCUCUCCCUCUGGAACCUCUCCUCUGUCAGCGACAAAUCAAUCUGUGAGAUCGCUGAAGGUUGUCACCUACUGGAGAAGCUUGAUCUUUGCCAUUGCCCGAACGUUUCUGACAAGGCGUUGCUUGCCAUUGCUGCGAAGUGCCCGAAUUUGUCGUCUGUUUCCUUGGAGUCCUGCCCACUUAUCGGAAACGAAGGUCUUCCGGCCAUCGGCCGUUCCUGUCUGAACCUUCGGUCCAUCAGCAUCAAGGAUUGCCCGCUUGUUGGUGAUCAGGGUAUUGCAGGCCUGGUUGCCUCUGCUGCUGCACUUUCAAGGAUCAAGCUUCAGGGUGUGAACAUCUCUGAUGUGUCACUUGCAGUUAUCGGUCACUAUGGCAAAUCGGUGGCCGAAUUGUCCUUCACAGGUCUUCAGCAUGUUGGUGAGCGUGGCUUCUGGGCUCUGGGCAAUGCCCAUGGCCUGAACAAGCUCAGGACCCUCCAUGUCUCUUCCUGCAAUGGGAUGACAGAUAUGGGUCUUGAAGCUGUUGGUGUUGGUUGCCCUGUUCUGAAACAUCUGUGCCUUCGGAGGUGCUGCUUGCUGUCAGACAGUGGGUUGAGAGCCUUCGCCAGAACAGUGGUGGCGCUUGAGAAUUUGCUGUUGGAAGAGUGCAACUGGAUUACUCAAACUGGUGUCUUGGAUUCUUUCUCCAACUGCAAGGCGAACCUAAAGUCACUUAGUCUGGUGAAAUGCGUAGGGAUCAAUGAUGUUGAUGAUGGUUUAAGUCCCCUGCCUCUGUGUGCCUCUCUGCAUUCACUGACCAUCCGUGGUUGCUCUGGUUUUGGAAGUCGUGGCGUGGCUGUUGUUGGGAAGGUCUGCCCCAAUUUGCAAAAUGUUGAUUUCAGUGGAGUGAGUGGCCUUAGAGACUCUGAUCUGCUGUCUCUGACGGAGAAUUGCAGAGCUGGCCUCACCAAGCUGAACCUGAACGGCUGUGUAAACCUUACAGACGAUGCCAUCAUCCGGUUGGUGAUGUUCCAUGGUGGAAGCCUGCGACUCCUGAACCUUGGUGGUUGCAGGAGUUUAACCGAUGAGAGUCUUAAGGUCAUACUGGCCAAUUGCCCACUGCUGCAGGAACUGAACAUGUCUGGAUGCUCGAUUACAGACCAAGGUUUUUUUUCUUUCAACUCAUCUAACAAGGGACUGCUGCCGGAUCUUCAGAUCCUCUCCCUCUCCGGAUGUUCGCAAGUUUCAGAGAAAAGCUUGCAGGUUUUGGGGUACCUGAGCGGUUCUCUGGUCGGUCUCAACCUUCAACAUUGCAACCUGAUCAGCAGUAAGGCAGUUGGAUGGCUUGGCGAGCGGAUGUGGGGAUGUGACAUCCUCUCUUGAUCUGGACAAAUUGAAAUAGGAAUCGGUGGUUGGACGAAGAAAGCACAUCUGAUUCAGUAUCUCCUUCCGAGAGGGGAUUUUUGAGACGGUUCUUUCACGUCUCCACCAUACCAUCUUUUUUGUUCUUUUUUUUGGGCUCAUUUGUUUGGUCUUCUACAAUGGGCCUUCUGCAGUGAAGAAGUAGAAGGAAAAACAGUCGGAGGAGAAAACAAACCAGGUUGUUUUCAAGGGGGUUCUCUGCCCCGUCCUGUUUUUGCGGGUUCUUCCUUCCAUCUUGGUGGAAGAGAAGUGUUCGUUCACCAUCAAGCGUCCUUACCGCUCGGUGGUUUUUGACUGGACGGAGCAGUUCCUUCUGAAGAGUCACCAUGGUUCUCAUUCUCCAGAAGAUAGGUCUUUCUUUUUUAGUUACUGUAGCGUUUUUAACAGGGACCCUGUUUCGUGUUCACCCUGGUGUUUUGACCGUUGCCUCUUCAUUGCACAUGGUGGUUGAGCACUGUGCAGCUUUUCCAGUAUCUUUUCUGCGCUAAGAGGCUCUGUGGUCUAUGUUUCUCAUGGUGACUGUUGUAUGUUUCCAUGCUGGGUCUCGUUAUUACGUCAUGUAUGCAGCUGGUUUUGUGGCUUGGAUCUCUUUUUCUCUGCCUCUCAGGCUUUAGUGAUGGCAGCGAUUCGUUUGUGUCUGCCAUGACAACCAGGUGCUGGUUUUUUCGCCUCUAGGCCUUGUGUUUUACCGGGCUGUUCUCUGCAAGGGCUGUAUCCUUUCGUGGUUAUGUUAAUGCAAUUGGGUUUUAUCUAA
Molecule: messenger RNA, 3143 nt
Organism: Nymphaea colorata (pocket water lily)
Lineage: Eukaryota; Viridiplantae; Streptophyta; Magnoliopsida; Nymphaeales; Nymphaeaceae
Product: EIN3-binding F-box protein 1-like
Exons: 2
Coding region: 299-2350 (683 amino acids)
Biological process (GO): SCF-dependent proteasomal ubiquitin-dependent protein catabolic process
Cellular component (GO): SCF ubiquitin ligase complex
Molecular function (GO): protein binding
Source: RefSeq, a predicted model, not a curated record